UCCUGGAGUUUGAACUACGGAAAGCCAAGGAGACCAUACAGGCCCUCCGAGCCAACCUGACUCAGGCUGCAGAAAAUGAAGUUCCUUUGCAGGAACGAAAAAAUUAUAAAUCAAGUCCUGAAAUUCAGGAGCCGAUCAGACCUCUUGAGAAAAGAGCUCUAAACUUCCUAGUUAAUGAAUUUUUAUUGAAGAAUAGUUACAAGCUUACAUCAAUAACUUUUUCAGAUGAGAAUCAUGAUCAGGAUUUUGAGCUUUGGGAUGAUGUAGGAUUGAACAUUCCAAAACCUCCUGACCUGUUACAACUGUACCGUGACUUUGGAAACCAUCAUGUUACUGCAAGAGAUGUGGUGGAUGUAUCAGUCGGUGUAGAAGAUGAUGAGUUAGAGGCUACUACUCCUAUACUUGGGAACGUCCCUGUGUUUGAAACAACCCCACAGUCAAUAGAACAAUGUUUAAUAGUGCAAAAAUUAGAAGAUCAAAUUAGUGUGUUAAACAGUGAGAAGUGGUCUUUGAUGGAACAAAUCCAAAGACUUGAGAGUGAAAUAGACUUUCUCAAGAAUGACAACUUUGCUGUGUCAACAGUUUAUGGUGUAGCUCCCCAUCCUUUAAAACAAGUGCCUCUCACAGUCUCAGAGGACAAUGCACGGUACUUGGAUAUCAAGAGCUCUGAGAAUGACAAUAAACAUGGAAACACUGAGCAAACAAGCCUUUCCUUGUCAGCUGAAGUGGAUUCAAGGACAUCUAAAGAUGAUACGCUAAAUUAUGUGCCCUGUAAAGAAACAGAGAAGCUGUCCUCUUGUGCAACAUCAACUAAAGCUACAGUCCACUUUGAUAAACCUAACAGGAAAUUGUCACCAGCUUUCCAUCAAGCACUUCUGUCUUUCUGUCGGAUGUCAGCAGACAGCCGUUUGGGAUCAGAGGUAUCUCGGAUUGCAGACAGUGAAAAAAGUGUCAUGUUAAUGUUGGGACGCUGCCUGCCUCAUAUAGUUCCUAAUGUGCUUCUUGCAAAACGAGAGGAACUGAUCCCACUCAUACUGUGUACAGCCUGCCUCCAUCCUGAACCCAAAGAGAGAGAUCAGCUUCUACACAUACUGUUCAAUUUGAUCAAACGACCAGAUGAUGAGCAAAGACAGAUGAUACUGAUGGGGUGUGUGGCUUUUGCUCGACAUGUUGGACCAACACGUGUAGAAGCUGAGCUUUUACCACAGUGUUGGGAACAGAUCAACCACAAAUACCCAGAGAGACGACUACUGGUAGCAGAAUCCUGUGGAGCGCUAGCACCUUACCUUCCAAAGGAAAUUCGUAGUUCAUUAGUACUUUCCAUGCUGCAGCAAAUGCUAAUGGAAGAUAAGGCGGACCUGGUACGAGAAGCUGUGAUUAAAAGCCUUGGCAUCAUUAUGGGAUACAUUGAUGAUCCAGACAAAUAUCAACAGGGCUUUGAGCUGCUGCUUUCAGCUUUAGGAGACCCUUCAGAACGUGUGGUCAGUGCAACACAUCAGGUAUUUUUACCUGCUUAUGCUGCCUGGACAACAGAACUGGGAAACUUACAGUUCCAUCUUAUACCUACACUACUUAAUAAAAUUGAAAAAUUGCUCAGGGAAGGAGAACAUGGCUUGGAUGAACAUAAGCUCCACAUGUAUCUCUCUGCUCUGCAGUCAUUGAUUCCUUCACUGUUUGCCCUGGUGCUACAGAAUGCGCCUUUCACAAGCAAGGCCAAACUUCAGGGAGAAGUACCACAAAUAGAAGUCACUAGAUUUCCCCGACCUGUAUCACCUCUUCAGGAUGUGGCCAUCAUCAUUGGAAGCCGCGAGCAGUUAGCUGUGUUGUUGCAGCUGUAUGACUAUCAGCUAGAACAUGAGGGUACCACAGGCUGGGAGACUUUGCUAUGGGUGGUCAAUCAACUGCUACCACAGCUUAUAGAAAUAGUUGGCAAGAUCAAUGUAGCAUCAACUGCCUGUGUCCAUGAGUUCUCUAGAUUUUUCUGGAGACUUUGUAGGACAUUUGGGAAAAUUUUUACAAACACUAAGGUAAAACCACAGUUCCAGGAAAUCUUAAGACUGUCUGAGGAAAACAUAGAUUCUACAGCAGGUAACGGAGUGCUGACAAAAGCCACAGUUCCCAUCUAUGCAACAGGGGUCCUUACAUGCUAUAUUCAGGAAGAAGACCGCAAGCUGUUAGUUGAAUUCUUAGAAGAUGUAAUGACCAUGCUUUCACUCUCACAUGCUCCCCUCGAUAGCCUGAAAGCUUCUUUUGUGGAACUGGGUGCAAACCCAGCUUAUCAUGAGCUGCUGUUAACUGUCUUGUGGUAUGGAGUUGUCCAUACUUCUGCUCUGGUUCGAUGCACAGCUGCUAGAAUGUUUGAGCUGACUCUUCGAGGCAUGAGUGAAGCCUUAGUUGACAAGCGGGUUGCUCCGGCCCUUGUUACCUUGUCCAGUGAUCCUGAAUUUUCAGUGAGGAUUGCAACAAUUCCUGCUUUUGGGACCAUCAUGGAAACUGUUACUCAAAGAGAAGUAAGACACCUAGUGAAAAUGCAGCUGGCAUCCUUCCUGGAGGACCCUCAAUAUCAAGACCAACAUUCUCUACAUACAGAAAUCAUAAAAACAUUUGGAAGAGUUGGACCUAAUGCUGAGCCCAGAUUUAGAGAUGAAUUUGUUAUCCCACACUUGCACAAGUUAGCCCUGGUCAACAACCAGCAGUCUGUGGAUUCGAAGAGACUGGAUAUCGCUACCCACCUGUUUGAAGCCUACAGCGCUCUUUCCUGUUGUUUUAUUUCAGAGGAUUUAAUGGUCAAUCACUUUUUACCAGGACUUAAGUGUUUACGAAUUGACAUGGAACAUCUCUCACCAGAGCAUGAGGUUAUUUUAAGCUCCAUGAUAAAAGAGUGUGAACAGAAAGUGGAAAACAAGACCGUCCAAGAACCGCAGGGGUAA
Messenger RNA from Apaloderma vittatum (bar-tailed trogon), 2930 nucleotides. RefSeq names its product KIAA1468 ortholog (gene RELCH). NCBI's taxonomy places the organism in Eukaryota, Metazoa, Chordata, Aves, Trogoniformes, Trogonidae. The transcript has 26 exons. Gene Ontology annotation, biological process: intracellular cholesterol transport. Gene Ontology annotation, cellular component: trans-Golgi network; recycling endosome. The annotation marks the transcript as partial. Gene Ontology annotation, molecular function: protein binding. The record is from RefSeq and is a predicted model, not a curated record.